Molecule: messenger RNA, 825 nt
Organism: Saccoglossus kowalevskii
Lineage: Eukaryota; Metazoa; Hemichordata; Enteropneusta; Harrimaniidae
Product: major facilitator superfamily domain-containing protein 12-like
Biological process (GO): carbohydrate transport
Cellular component (GO): plasma membrane
Molecular function (GO): symporter activity
Source: RefSeq, a predicted model, not a curated record
GGUGCAUUUGUCUACGGUGCAAUGAGUUUUACAGAUAAGCUGUCAAAUGGUGUUGCUAUUAUCCUUAUACAAGAUUUUCAUCCAUGUGUCACAUGCUGUGUAGAAUGUAAAUGGUACUACCAGUACAUCAUGGUCUUCGUUCCAGGUGGUUUUGCUGUAUUUGCUCUCAUCAUUCUGGCUAUUCUGGCACCACAAAAAAUUGGAAAAAGAAGAAGAGAUACACAUCUCAACAAUGUUGCUGGUUCUGAGUCCACAAAUGAAGACAAAAAUCAUUCCGAACAUACAUCAUUAUUAUCAGAUGAAAUAAUUGAGACUCAUGGGUCCAUCAACACAUGAUUUGAUGUGCAAUAUUAUUGCUAAAAAUAUACACUCUAAUAACAUUUACAUAGUACUGACAAAAAUAUGCAUUUCACUUGCACACCAAAUACUCUCAUUUCAGAUUACAGUAAAUACUUUAUUUUAGCUGGAAUAAAUUUUUCGCUUUUUGGCUGUAUUUACACAAAAUAGCAGUUAAAACAGACCAAUCAAUAUAACUGUGAUUUUGACAUUAUCACUGAUAGAUAUAAUUAAAAAAUGACCUUGGCAUCAUCCAAUCAAAAAUCAGCCUUGUGCAUAGAUUGCAGUAUGCAAGAACAAUCUAAUAAACUAAAACCUUUCAUUUGAAUCCACUAUAUACAUCUGUAUAUAUUUACAAAGAUUUCCAGUUCGCAACGUCCAUGGCUAAUCUGAAAUGAUUGUAUAUGUAGUAAUAUAAAAAAAUGCAGUCCAUAUUAUGUUUAUGUAGAUUUUUAAGCAGCUGGGUUUUGAAUUAAAGAAUAGAGAGUA